AUGAAUUCCCAAUCGUUUAAUAAGGAAUUUGAAAGUGCGAAAGAAGAUUUAGAUAGUCGUCUAGCCAGCAAGCAUAUACGUACGUUGAACUGUCUACAAGAGAAAAGCCUAGAAAAUGAUAAAUUAAGACACCGUGUAUCUGCGCUCGAAGGAUAUAAAAUGAAAGCAGAUUAUUACGCAGCUUUGGAACAACAAGUUAAUUCACUUCAGGUAUAUAUAGAGGAGUAUUACAGUAAUAGGCUAAAAUACUAAUGUAUCCUGUUGAAUUAUUGUAUUUGAAGAAGAAUUAUGCACAUUGACAGUCAUUGUAAAAUCAAGAAUAUAUCAUUGCGAUGCCCAGCUAUAAUAAAAUUAAAAAGAUCUUUGACAGCCACUGGUCAAAGAUUUUUUAUUAUACUUAUAGAUCUGCGACACUUUGGAACAAUUUGGAAUCAAUAGUUUCAAGUUAUGUAGCUCACUGGGCAUUUUAAGAGACAUUUAAUUAAGAAACAGUCUAUUAGAUAAAUUUCUAAGUAGUUAGACGUUAGAAUCUAAUAAUUAGUGUAGUUAUUUAUUUAUCUCUUUAUCUUUGAAUUGGGGAAAAGCCUCUAUGGGGAAAGAUUAGUAAAGUGUGUAUGUAAAUGUAGUUUGUUAGAAUGUUUGUUUGUUUGGAAUAAUACCUGUACAAGUCUUGGUAUUUAUUGAAAAGUAGUAUGUCCUCGCGCUUAUGGUGCACUUGUUUUGCGCAUGUUCCAGGGCACCGCACUGUAUGCAGGGUUCGUACAAAACUUGAAUGUCCUUGAAUUUGAAAACAAAAAUUCAAGGCCUUGAAUUUGUAAAGAAGUACUUGAAAGUCCUUGAAUUCUUUUUGCUUUAGUUUUUGGAUAUUUUCUGGAAUUGUUUGACAUUCAAAAACGGACAUUUUGUUGAAUUGAUUUUGCAUGUUCAUCAUCUGACAAAGCUGUUUGAAACUCAUUAAAGUUGCGUUUUGAAAAAUUCAACGUCAGAUUUUACUGAUUUCUAACCCCUUCAGUAUUUAGUCCUUGAAUUUGCUGAUACAUGGCCUUGAAUGUCCUUGAAAAGUCCUUGAAUUUGACUCUUCCUCACAUGUAUGAACCCUGUGUAUUAUAAUGUCUGGUUUGUUACAUAUUUCACACGUUCAAAUGACUCUGGACGAAGUGUGCGACCGUUUACAUUUAUCGUGUUUUAGGAUGAGUUAUCAAAAUGUGACCACUUGCACUCGCUGGGAAGAAAUGUAGAAGAAAAAAUCAACGAAGUCAAAGAAGAAUAUAGGACGAUGUUUUAUGAGUAUCAACAAGUUAUGGAGAAAAAAUACAGUCGAGAGGUAAUUAAUUUAUAUUAUAUAGGCAUCAAUGAAAAGUAAAUUGAGAUUGCUUUGCUUAAAAGUGACAAAUUUGGUAUAUUGGUCCCAGUGGCGUAACGCACAUAGGGUAGGGUUAGGGGAAUAACUAAGGGCCCCCGACUGUUAGGGGGCCCCGAGGGCCCCCCACCAAAUUUAGAUUUAUACGGUCAUGAUUUAGAUUAAUGCGGUUAUACGGUAUUACAAUAAAUAAACAUCGACAGUGGCAAUAAACAUCGACAGUGGAAACUGACAUUUUAUUUUAUCUCAAAUAAAACAAAAGUUAUUCUUAUUAGUUAUUACAUGAAGUACGUCCAAAUUAAAAAUGCAAAACAAAAUGUCGGCCAUGAUGGCUGGAAAGCGAAAGUACAAUCUGGGGCACAAAAGAGAGUCGAAAAAAAGAAAAAGACCGACCCCCUAGGAAGGUCGCGCCGUGAGACACGUACGGUGCGUUUCGUCACUAACAAUGUAUGAUAAAAGGGCCCCCGACACAAAAUAUGCCUAAGGGCCCCCUGUUCCUCCGUUACGCUACUGAUUGGUCCGGGAGACGAAUUAUCGGCCCAGACGUAUUCUCCAUGCGAUAGAUCAUCAAUCUGGUUUUGGUAAUUAACGAAUCAUGACUGAAAUUUUUCUGGUAGUUUAUCGAAUGCCAUCUAUAUACACAAAAACUGAUCAUCCUUCGAUACAAGCAUACAAACAAGUUCAUUAUAAAUUAUGCACACUUAAUUUCAAAGAGUUUUAACUCCACCUUAACGUCUGAACUGAAGAGUUAAAACUACUCUCUUUGGAGUGGAGGUUUUGGAGUUAAUUCUACUCCACAAAUGGAGUUAAAACUACUCCUCUUCGAUACGAUAUGUUUUCCAACAUGUACACUUGCACUGGGAGUCAAUUUAACUCCACUGAAGGAGUAAAAGUAACUCCAGCAAUGGAGUAAAAACAACAGAUUGUGUAGAGAACUUCGUACCCAGAUAGUUGUCUUGAUUGUGGUUCAUCCGUUUGCCGUAUAGGCAAUCUAUCUUUUCAAAUUCAUCCGUUUCUAAUGAAAGUCGGACCAAGAUAUUUUAUUUGUUUACUUCAUUGUAGGUUAAGAAAUACAAGGACGAACGUGAACAACUCGCACAGGCCUGGGAACAGGAGAAGGCAAAGAUGAGAGAAAUUGAAGAAGAAUUAAAAACUAGCAAUAAAAAUCUUCAAAAGAAACUUGAAGCUCAAGAUGUCAUGGAAAAAGACAUGAACGUAAGCUUCAUUAAUAUUUUUAAGAAUUCGAGAGAAAAACUAAACUAUAUAAUUUUUUAGUUGGAUUUAAUCUAAUUGAUUAAGUUUGUAACUUUGUACAUAUACACACUCUUUCACAAUUUGUUUAUUUGGUUUCGUAAGAACUUGGUUGAGGAGCUGGACAGGACAGUCGCGUCGUUUGAAGAAAUAAAAUCAAAGAACGAAGAACUUCAAGAGUCUGAGAACAGUUUAAAAGAUCUUUGUAAAGAUUUCGAAGAGGAAAAUAUUUCACUUCAGGAAGAACUUGAUGAUAGUUCAUACCGGUAAGCCCAUUUAUAUUGACGGAUUUGGACAAGAGAUGGAUUGGCGCCUGUUCAGCACAUGUGUUCCUUACGUCAGAACAAGUGCGAAUCUCAGACAAUCUUUUCACUAUUUUUCAGCAAAAAGAAGUUGAAGAAAGACAUGAACAAAAUGAUCAUGAAGAUAACAAAAUACAUUAAACAGAUCAAAGAACUCGAGCAAGUGAAGAAUUCUGCUUCAAGAAUCGAAUUUGAGAACGGCUGGCUGAAACAUCUUCAUGAAAAAAGCACAGCCGAACUAAAAAGCCUGAAAAUGAAACACAAGGAUGCUUUAAACGAACUACAGGUAAUCACACAGGAAAGAAAUUUUUUGAGAAGCGAACUCUCUUCCGUGCAACAUGAAAUGUCGAAGCUUAAAAAGGAGUUGGAAGGAUCCAAGUGUUCGUUUGGGGAGUUUUUGGAAUUGAAGAAACAGGUUGAAGUGUUGGAAGACGAGAAUAAGAGUCUCGUUAAGAAGUCGAAAACGUAUAAAAUCAAAAUGUUAAAACCUGCAGAGUGUAGCUCUGCAGAUAGCCAGAAACAAUUGGUGCCAAUUAAUGUUAAAUCCAGAUAA
Paramuricea clavata is the source of this 3466-nucleotide messenger RNA. The record is from the annotation of a GenBank genome assembly. NCBI's taxonomy places the organism in Eukaryota, Metazoa, Cnidaria, Anthozoa, Malacalcyonacea, Plexauridae.